CGUGACGCGGCCUAGCAGCACCACCUUCCUUUCCACCACUUCUCCCAUUGACUAUGGCUGCCGUAGAGGAAGGGCAGUUUCUGAAGAAGGCGACGGGCCAGAAGACCCGUGGUCUACUUCGAGUAAUCAUUUUAUGCCUGAUUGCGGGUGCAGCUGUAAGCAGCCGUCUGUUCUCGGUAAUCCGCUUUGAGAGCAUCAUCCACGAGUUCGAUCCAUGGUUCAAUUUCCGAGCGACAAAAUACUUAGUCCAGAAUGGCUUCUACAGCUUCUGGGACUGGUUUGACGACCGAACAUGGCAUCCGCUUGGACGAGUUACUGGUGGUACCCUCUACCCCGGAUUGAUGGUCACCAGCGGUGCCAUCUACCACCUCUUGCGCUUCUUGUCCAUGCCCAUUGACAUCCGCAACAUCUGCGUCCUCCUCGCCCCCGCCUUCUCAGGCCUGACCGCGUUCGCGACGUACCUCCUGACCAACGAGAUGGUCACGUCCCCCUCCGCCGGUCUCCUCGCCGCCAUGUUCAUGGGUAUCACCCCCGGUUACAUCUCGCGAUCGGUGGCAGGAAGUUACGACAACGAGGCUAUUGCCAUCUUCCUGCUGGUCUUCACCUUCUUCCUCUGGAUCAAGGCGGUCAAGAACGGAUCCAUGUUCUGGGGCGCAUUGACGGCGCUGUUCUACGGAUACAUGGUGUCAGCGUGGGGUGGAUACGUCUUCAUCACCAACUUGCUGCCAUUGCACGCGUUCGUCCUGAUCUGCAUGGGGAGGUAUAGCCCAAGGCUCUACGUCAGCUACACAUCGUGGUACGCGCUGGGCACGCUCGCGAGUAUGCAGAUUCCGUUUGUCGGCUUCUUGCCCAUCCGCAGUAGCGAGCACAUGUCCGCAUUGGGCGUAUUCGGUCUCCUCCAGCUUGUUGCUUUUGUCGAUUGGGUCCGCGCUCAACUCCCAAGCAAGCAGUUCCAGACGCUGCUCCGCGCUAUCGUCCUGUCCGUAGUCGUCAUCGCCUUCGGAGGAUUGGUGCUCCUGACUCUCGCUGGAGUCAUUGCGCCUUGGUCUGGACGUUUCUACUCGCUUUGGGACACUGGCUAUGCCAAGAUCCACAUUCCCAUCAUUGCCUCGGUUUCCGAGCAUCAGCCGACCGCAUGGCCUGCCUUCUUCUUCGACUUGAGCAUGAUGAUCUGGCUCUUCCCCGCUGGUGUCUACCUGUGCUUCACCAAGCUGACUGAUGAGCAAGUGUUCAUUGUCAUCUAUGCUGUGUUUGCCAGCUACUUUGCUGGUGUCAUGGUUCGUCUCAUGCUCACUCUGACCCCGAUUGUCUGCGUCGCCUCCGCGAUGGCUUUCUCCCAGAUCCUGGAUACGUACAUGGAUGUCAAUACACCAAAUGUCGAGGCCAAGGAGGAUGGAAACACGGAUGCUAUCAAGGUUGUUGCUGCGGCCAGUGGUCUGCGAUCCACCCGCAACCCCUUCGUUGGAAUCCACUCGUAUGCGUCCAAGAUGACAGUUGUUGGGUCUUCGCUUGUUUACUUGCUGCUCUUCGUUUCGCACUGCACUUGGGUCACUUCGAACGCGUACUCCUCACCCUCUGUUGUGCUCGCGUCCAGGCUUCCAGAUGGCAGCCAGCACAUCAUCGAUGACUACCGCGAGGCGUACUACUGGCUCAGGCAGAACACACCCGAGAACUCCAAGGUCAUGGCUUGGUGGGAUUACGGUUACCAGAUUGGUGGUAUGGCUGACAGGCCGACGCUUGUCGACAACAACACAUGGAACAAUACGCACAUUGCUACCGUUGGCAAGGCUAUGAGCUCAAGGGAGGAGGUCAGCUAUCCGAUCAUGCGCGCACAUGAGGUCGACUACGUCUUGGUCGUCUUUGGAGGUCUUCUGGGCUACUCUGGUGACGACAUCAACAAGUUCCUCUGGAUGGUCCGUAUUGCCGAGGGCAUUUGGCCUGAUGAGGUCAAGGAGCGCAGCUUCUUCACACCCCGUGGCGAGUACCGUGUUGACGAGGAGGCUACACCAGCCAUGAAGAACAGCUUGAUGUACAAGAUGUCUUACUACAACUACAACUCGUUGUUCCCCGCCGGACAGGCACAGGACCGUGUCCGUAACGCCAAGUUGCCUGCCCAAGGGCCAGAACUCAGCACCAUUGAUGAGGCUUUCACUAGUGAGAACUGGAUCAUCCGAAUUUACAAGGUCAAGGAUCUUGACAACUUUGGCCGUGACCAUGGAAGUGCCGUGUCGUUCGACAAGGGUCACAAGAAGAAGAGGGCGACUAAGAAGAAGGGCCCCAGGGUGUUGAGGGUUGAGUAGGUUCGCAAUGUUCACACGCAAUUUCAUGUAGCAUGUUUCGAGUGUCUGUAAAAUAGGCCAAACCAGUAGGUUUGGCAACAGGCGUUUUGGGAAGAAUAAAAGAAGUUUGAUAUCCCAUUGAGGGGUUCCUGAGGUGGGGGCGUGGCGAGAGGCAUGUGUGCGCUUAUAAGUAUGCCUUGAAGAGGCACGUCUGUUGUCGUUGCUCAGUAUAUUGUCUUCUGAUAAUAACGAUAUGUGACUGGACUCCUCAGCCUGUGUGUACCUGUCAUGGAGGUUGCAGACGCAUGCGAAAUGCUUGAGACCAAGAAGACAUUCCACGGUCACCACGUCUUUCACUUCGAGUCAAUGUAGACCGCCCCACUAAACAG
Molecule: messenger RNA, 2668 nt
Organism: Dothidotthia symphoricarpi CBS 119687
Lineage: Eukaryota; Fungi; Ascomycota; Dothideomycetes; Pleosporales; Dothidotthiaceae
Product: glycosyltransferase family 66 protein
Exons: 5
Coding region: 54-2300 (748 amino acids)
Biological process (GO): post-translational protein modification
Cellular component (GO): membrane
Molecular function (GO): dolichyl-diphosphooligosaccharide-protein glycotransferase activity
Source: RefSeq, a predicted model, not a curated record